AUGACUGGUGAAGGUAAAAUGAUAGAAGUUAUCCUUAAUGAUAGAUUAGGAAAAAAAUUUAGAGUAAAAGUUCAUGAGGAUGACACUGUUAUGGACUUAAAAAUUGUUGCUGGUGCUAAAACUGGUACUCGACCUGAUAAAAUUAAAAUUCAAAGAGGAAAUAAUGUUUAUCAAGAUCAUAUCUCAUUAGAGUCAUAUGAGGUAGUUGAUGGAAUGUCAUUAGAAAUGUAUUAUCACUAA
Messenger RNA from Entamoeba histolytica HM-1:IMSS, 240 nucleotides. Its product is annotated as ubiquitin-like protein 5, putative. Gene Ontology annotation, molecular function: protein binding; protein tag activity. The transcript has a single exon. Gene Ontology annotation, biological process: protein modification process; mRNA splicing, via spliceosome. The record is from RefSeq and is a predicted model, not a curated record. Bases 1 to 240 code for a protein of 79 amino acids. Gene Ontology annotation, cellular component: nucleus; cytoplasm. NCBI's taxonomy places the organism in Eukaryota, Evosea, Mastigamoebida, Endamoebidae.